AUGCCUACCUUACCUAUUGUACCUAUCGACCGUGCCCUUCUCGACUUAACAGAUCCCAACUGCCCAGCCAUUCGAACGUUGCAGGAGCUCGACAACACGUAUGGUGGCAUUCCUUUACCUGUCCAGACACCACAUUUUGCUGCGGUGUCCAGCCUCUACAAGUAUUUGCACAGUACUGGCAUCAUGGAUGGUGCAGCGGAAGCGAUAGUGGGACUGUGGAAACUACUUAAACGAAUGGACAGAGUGCGGUGGGCACGUGUGAGGCUCGAAUAUGAAGAGGACCGCGCAUGCACCGACGCGUCGAACAAGGAAUUCUCUGGCGAUCCCGCCGACUCGGACACGCAGUCAGACCUCACCAUGGAACAACCCACGAAUAAGCAAAUUUAUGUCGAUCUUAUCAAGAUGCGCAAGGAGUUGGACCAUCUCACCGACCGCUUCAACUCCUUCGUUGGGAAAACCGAUUCCAGCGACUACCGUGCGACGAAUGCCCGUCUCGUGUCAGAAAACCAGCAAUUGAAGGAUCGUAUUACGGCGCUCGAGAAGGAGAGAGAUGUGGAGCGUGCUACCAAGAGACUCCGUAGUGGCUAA
Messenger RNA from Apiotrichum porosum, 588 nucleotides. RefSeq lists its product as uncharacterized. NCBI's taxonomy places the organism in Eukaryota, Fungi, Basidiomycota, Tremellomycetes, Trichosporonales, Trichosporonaceae. The record is from RefSeq and is a predicted model, not a curated record. The transcript is spliced from 2 exons. Bases 1 to 588 code for a protein of 195 amino acids.